AUGUCAUCCAACGGUACUUUACGUUUAGGGUCUACUGCUCCAGAUUUCACCACAGAAACUUCUAACGGCAAAAUCUCCUUCCACGACUACAUUGGUGACAACUGGGCAGUUUUAUUCUCUCAUCCAGAUGACUUCACGCCAGUCUGUACCACUGAAUUGGGUGCAUUCGCCAAGUUGGAGCCAGAAUUUACCAAGAGAGGUGUCAAGUUAAUUGGUUUGUCUGCCAAUGGUACUGAAUCUCAUAAGGCUUGGAUUAAGGACAUUGAUGAGGUCACUGGUUCCAAGUUAACCUUCCCAAUCAUUGCUGAUCCAGAGAGAAAAGUCGCUCAUUUGUUCGACAUGAUUGAUUACCAAGAUGCUACUAACGUUGAUGACAAAGGUGUUCAAAUGACCAUUAGAUCCGUAUUCAUCAUUGACCCAAAGAAGAAGAUCAGAUUAAUCUUGUCUUAUCCUGCUUCUACUGGUAGAAAUACCGCCGAAGUCUUGAGAGUUGUUGACUCUCUCCAGACUGGUGACAAGUACAGAGUCACUACUCCUAUCAAUUGGGUUCCAGGUGAUGAUGUUAUUGUACACCCAUCUGUUUCAAACGAAGAAGCCAAGACCUUGUUCCCAAAGUUCAGAAUUAUCAAACCAUACUUACGUUUGACUGCUUUGGACGUUAAUGAGAAAAACUAA
Priceomyces carsonii is the source of this 675-nucleotide messenger RNA. RefSeq names its product thioredoxin peroxidase (gene PRX1). The record is from RefSeq and is a predicted model, not a curated record. Gene Ontology annotation, cellular component: cytosol; mitochondrion. The transcript has a single exon. NCBI's taxonomy places the organism in Eukaryota, Fungi, Ascomycota, Pichiomycetes, Serinales, Debaryomycetaceae. The coding region runs from base 1 to 675 and encodes 224 amino acids. Gene Ontology annotation, biological process: cellular oxidant detoxification; cellular response to oxidative stress; cell redox homeostasis. Gene Ontology annotation, molecular function: peroxiredoxin activity.